This is a messenger RNA of Oldenlandia corymbosa var. corymbosa, 540 nucleotides long. The record is from the annotation of a GenBank genome assembly. Lineage: Eukaryota; Viridiplantae; Streptophyta; Magnoliopsida; Gentianales; Rubiaceae.
AUGGCCUGGAUAGGCCAUCUCGAAUCUGAAAAUGUGGACGGCCAAGAUUUUCUGAGAGUAAUCGACAGGUCAACGGUCGAGGAUCCAACCACCGAUCGUUCAGAAAAGCGACUUACGAGGUUUUGUUUAAUGGCGGAAACCAAAACUAUGAGGAAACCGGUGUUUACCAAGAUAGAUCAGUUAAGGCCUGGUACUAAUGGACACAAUCUUGUAGCAAAGGUGGUCAGCUCGAAGACGGUGCUGCAGAAGGGUUGUCCAGAUGGACCCCAGGUGCGUCAAAUGCGAAUUGCUGAAUGUUUGAUUGGUGAUGAAACAGGGACAAUUGUUUUCACGGCCAGGAAUGACCAAGUGGAAUUGAUGAAGCCUGAUGCUACUAUAGUCUUAAGAAACGCGAAAAUUGACAUGUUCAAGGGUUCAAUGAGGCUUGCUGUAGAUAAGUGGGGCAGAGUAGAAGUGACUGAGUCAGCCAGUUUCACUGUCAAGGAAGACAACAACCUUUCUUUGAUCGAGUAUGAACUUGUCAAUGUGGUGGAGGAAUGA